Messenger RNA from Lepus europaeus (European hare), 930 nucleotides. Its product is annotated as olfactory receptor 1A1. Gene Ontology annotation, molecular function: G protein-coupled receptor activity; olfactory receptor activity. NCBI's taxonomy places the organism in Eukaryota, Metazoa, Chordata, Mammalia, Lagomorpha, Leporidae. Gene Ontology annotation, biological process: G protein-coupled receptor signaling pathway. The transcript has a single exon. The coding region runs from base 1 to 930 and encodes 309 amino acids. The record is from RefSeq and is a predicted model, not a curated record. Gene Ontology annotation, cellular component: membrane.
AUGAGGGGAGAAAACCAGUCCUCUACCCUGGACUUCACCCUCCUGGGGAUAACUGGUCGGCAGGAACAGGAAGACUUUUUCUUCAUCCUCUUCCUCUUCAUUUACCCCAUCACUUUGGUUGGAAACAUGCUCAUCAUCCUCGCCAUUCGCGCUGACACUCGCCUUCACAACCCCAUGUACUUUUUCCUUGCCAAUCUCUCCCUUGUUGACAUCUUUUUCUCAUCUGUAACCAUCCCUAAGAUGUUGGUCAACCAUCUCUUAGGUAGUAAAGCCAUCUCCUUUGGAGGAUGCCUAACGCAGAUGUAUUUCAUGAUAGCCUUGGGUAACACAGAUAGCUACAUCUUAGCUGCAAUGGCCUACGAUCGAGCCAUAGCCAUCAGCCGCCCACUUCAUUAUACAACAAUUAUGAGUCCACGCUCUUGUAUCCUGCUAGUUGUUGGGUCUUGGGUGAUUGGAAACUCCAAUGCUCUCCCCCACACUCUACUCACAGCUCAUCUGUCCUUCUGUGGCAACAGGGAAGUGGCCAACUUCUACUGUGACAUUACCCCUUUGCUCAAGCUGUCCUGUUCUGACAUAGGCUUUAAUGUGAAAAUGAUGUAUCUAGGGGUCGGUGUUUUCUCCGUGCCACUGCUAUGCAUCGUUAUCUCCUAUGUCCGAGUCUUUGCCACAGUUUUACGGGUUCCCUCCACUAAGGGUAUACUUAAAGCCUUCUCCACCUGUGGUUCCCACCUGACAGUUGUUUCUUUGUACUAUGGGACAGUCAUGGGCAUGUAUUUCCGCCCCCUGACCAGCUACAGCCUGAAGGAUGCAGUGGUGACUGUGAUGUACAUGGCAGUGACCCCAAUGUUAAAUCCUUUCAUCUAUAGCCUGAGAAACCAGGACAUGAAAGCUGCUCUGGGGAAACUCUUCAGUAAGAGAAUUUCUUCAUAG